Messenger RNA from Aureococcus anophagefferens, 879 nucleotides. RefSeq lists its product as hypothetical. The coding region runs from base 1 to 879 and encodes 292 amino acids. Gene Ontology annotation, molecular function: ATP binding; ATP hydrolysis activity; ATPase-coupled transmembrane transporter activity. The record is from RefSeq and is a predicted model, not a curated record. Gene Ontology annotation, biological process: transmembrane transport. NCBI's taxonomy places the organism in Eukaryota, Pelagophyceae, Pelagomonadales, Pelagomonadaceae. The transcript has a single exon.
AUGUUCUACCUGUUCAUCUACAUCGGCGGCUUCGACCCCUACGCCGUGGGCAUCUCGAACCUGCGCGCGGCCGUCUUCGAGUACCAGACGUUCCACGCGUUCGUCGCCAAGCUCUCGGACGUCGCGGACGCGCCGGGCGCGGCACCCAUCGCGCGCCGGCCGCGGCCGUCCAUCGAGUUCCGCAACGUGAGCUUCUCCUACGGCGGGCGCGCGAUCCUCGACGACGUAAGCUUCGCGUGCGAGCGCGGCCAGACCGUGGGCCUCGUCGGCGCGUCGGGCUGCGGCAAGUCGACGGUCCUGCGGCUGCUGCUCCGGUUCUACCGCCCGUCGUCCGGAUCCAUCUUCGUGGACGGCAAGGACGUGCACCGGGACAUCACGGGCGACUCGCUCCGCGCGCUCUUCUCCGUCGUCACCCAGGACGCGCAGAUCUUCAACGGGUCCAUCCGCGACAACAUCGCCUACGGCAAGCUCGGCGCGACGGACGACGAGAUCCUGGCCGCGGCGCGCGCCGCGGAGCUCGUCCUCGACGCCGGCGACCUGACGCUGGACAAGGACUGCGGCGAGAAGGGCGCGAAGCUCAGCGGCGGCCAGCAGCAGCGCGUGUCGCUCGCGCGCGCGAUCCUCAAGAGCGGCUCAGUCUUCCUCCUCGACGAGCCGACGACGGGCCUCGACAACACGGUCGCCAAGUCGCUCCAGGCGACGCUCGACGCGCUCUCCGCGGAGUCGACCACGCUCUGCAUCACGCACCACCUGGAGGACCUCCGCGCGGCGGACCAGAUCCUCUACCUCGACGGCGGCCGCGUCGUCGAGCGCGGCUCCUACGACUCACUCAUGGAGCAGCGCGGCGCCUUCUUCGACCAGGUCAACGCGCGGCGCUAG